CAGCUGAGGUCCGCCUGCGUCAUGCCUCCCUAAUCCACCCCAGCAGCCAUUGAGCAGCUGCUUCCUGGGCUCCAGGAGUGGGCCUGGACUUCCCUGUGGAGCUGGGGCUUCCUGCCCAGGCAGAGGCCCAGCCAAGGCUCAGCUGUGAAUUUGUGCUCAUGCAACUCCAUCUCGUCUCCAUCGUCACUGAGUCACAGUUCCCAGUGUCUGUAUCACUGCCACCCUUGGUGUCUAUCAUUAGAGAUGAUAGGAAAAGGUGUCGAGGUAGGACCCAGGGCAAUGCUCCCCCAGGGUCAGACCCUGAGCCUUCACUCAACUUCAGACACAGCCUCGCGACUAGGAGGGCAGAGUCCCCAGGACAAAAGACAGUGCCAUGUGAUGGCUGUGGACACACCCUUACACCCGAGUCCUUCCCACAGACCAUGUGGAUAUUGCUUGGGCAAUGGACCCAAGGACAGGGGACUCCAGAGGUGCUGGGCACAGUGGACAUAUAGGAGCAGGUGAGGGUCUCGACACCCAGAGUGUCAACAUGACUCCUUGUCCACUGGGUGCGGGGGCACCAAGGGGUCAGCAGGGUCCAGAUCCAAAGUCCACUCACAGUGGGCUUCAGGCCACAGACCCUUCCAGCAGGCACUUUCCAUUCCUCAAACGUGUGACUGGAACAGGAGCAACAGAGGUUGGCAGAAGCCACGCUGGGUGGGUGGCCUGCUGUGCAGGAGUCAGCAGAGUGUGAUCAGCCAGGUGAAAGGGCCCGGGUGCUCCCCUCUAGCUACCCCCAGCCAGAGAAUACUCACCCGGGUAGAGCCAUGAACAGAGCCUCCUGGGUCAGGCACUGGCCAUCUGCCCUCCGCUCCUUUGCCAGUCUGGUCCUGCAGGAGAGAAGGCUCUGGUGGAGGAGCGUGGACUGCUGCAGACCCGCCCCAGGGAGCCCAGGAAUAGCAGAAAGCCAGGUGGGGCGGUCUCGGAUCUGGGUGUGCGGGCGCUGGACGUGGUGGGCUUUUCAUGAGUUCUGUGCGUGCACAUCCACUUCUGCUGCCAUUGUUGGUGACACUUGAAGUCUUUCCUUCCCAGGUCACAUCCAGCUUCUAAUGUGUGGCCAACACAGAGUGAUCUCCUGGACUCCCUACUCUGGACGUCUCUAAUGGUUUUCCCUGGCCCAGAGCUCCUCUGUGGUUACCUUGGGUCCUUGCUGGGCCUAGUGGCCACUCUUCCUCCGUUCUUUCCCUCCUUCCACAGGGCUCGGAUCUUCCCUGAUAAACGUCCUACCCAGCACUUCCCCGGAAUUUGCAUUUCACAGGAUGUGGAUGGGAAGGACGUCCCAGUUUCUUGCUGCAAGCAGAGCUGGUGGGCAGGGAGGCAGGCCGCAGGGCUAUAAGCAGACUUGGUGCCCACCCUGGAAGUGCAAGUCCCAGCAAGGAAGAGACGGCGCUGGAACCCAUGGACACGUCCUACCCCCGUGAGGGCCCCCGGGCCUCCACUCCCCGCAAGGUUGACGGUGCUGCCCACACAGCCCUGGUGCUGGGACCGCCAAGCCCCCCGCCUCGCGACCACUUGAUCUGGUCAGCCUUCAGCACACUCUACCUGAACCUGUGCUGCCUCGGCUUCCUGGCGCUGGUGCACUCCAUCAAGGCCCGAGACCAGAAGGUGGCUGGGGAUCUGGAGGCAGCACGGCGAUACGGCUCCAGAGCCAAGUGUUACAACAUCCUGGCUGCGAUGUGGACACUGGUGCCUCCGCUGCUGCUGCUGGGGCUGGUGGUGACUGGUGCCCUGCACCUCUCCCGCUUGGCCAAGGACUCUGCGGCCUUCUUCAGCACCAAGUUCGAAGACACAGACUAUGACUGACAGGCCGGGUCCUGUCCUAUCCUGUCCCCGGACCCCAACCCUUGAAGGCCUUGAGCUGGAUGCUGGCUCUCAUAGGGCCUUGAGCUGUGCCGUCCCCUGACCCUGGAGGCCCCUGGCGGCCCCUGGCCCAACCUGGCUACCCAGUGCUGACCAUUCAGACCCCAGGGACCUGGCCCUAACCCUGAGGGCCCCUAACUCCUACCUCUGACCCUUCCCUCUUACUCAGCAGGCUCCACCUCCAUCACAAUUAAAAGUGCC
Messenger RNA from Marmota flaviventris (yellow-bellied marmot), 2100 nucleotides. The record is from RefSeq and is a predicted model, not a curated record. Lineage: Eukaryota; Metazoa; Chordata; Mammalia; Rodentia; Sciuridae.